CGUUCUCCCUGGAUGCCUGCUUAUGUCUUCUCCUCCUCCUUCUCCCACCCAGGAACAUCUUCCCUUCCAACUUGGUGUCCGCUGCAUUCCGAUCGUAUGCUACUAGCUACAAGAAAGUGAUAAUUAAGAAGAAUAACACUGAACUCCUCAGCGUGGCAGGAUUUGUCAACGAAACAGAAUACAUCAAUGAAACCACCUUGAUGGUCCCCACCGGCACGGAGGUCGAAGGCAUGAACAUCCUCGGCCUGGUGGUCUUCGCCAUCGUCUUCGGGAUCGCCCUGCGGAAGCUCGGGGCCGAAGGGGAGAACUUGAUCAAAUUCUUCAACUCCUUCAACGAAGCCACCAUGAUCCUGGUCUCGUGGAUUAUGUGGUACGCCCCCUUGGGUAUCAUGUUCCUGGUGGCCGGCAAGAUUGUGGAAAUGGAAGACGUGGUCCUUCUCUUCACCAGCCUGGGCAAAUACAUCUGCUGCUGCCUGGUGGGCCAUGCCAUCCAUGGGCUGCUGGUUCUCCCGGGGAUCUACUUUGUCUUCACCCGCAGGAACCCAUAUCGCUUCCUGUGGGGCAUCUUCACUCCGUUGGCCACCGCCUUUGGCACCUCCUCCAGCUCUGCCACGUUGCCCCUGAUGAUGAAGUGCGUUGAGGAGAAGAAUGGAGUCUCCAAGCACAUCAGCCGCUUCAUUCUCCCCAUUGGCGCCACCGUCAACAUGGAUGGGGCAGCCCUCUUCCAGUGCGUGGCUGCUGUCUUCAUCGCCCAGCUCAACAACAUCUCGCUCAACUUCAUCCAAGUCAUCACGAUCCUCAUCACGGCGACAGCGUCUAGCGUCGGCGCAGCUGGCAUUCCCGCAGGAGGCGUCCUCACCCUGGCCAUUAUCUUGGAGGCGAUCAGCUUGCCCACCAAUGACAUCUCUCUCAUCCUGGCAGUGGACUGGCUUGUAGAUCGGACGUGUACUGUCCUGAACGUGGAGGGCGAUGCCUUCGGCGCGGGGCUCCUGCAGGUGUACGCGGAAAAGACAAUGGGCGAGACGGAGAACGGUGACCUGGUGGAGGUCAAGACGGAGCCCGUGGAAGCCAUCAAGGCAGUGGGGAUAGCGGAGGGGUCCCCGCUGAUUACGAGGGAUGGUCCAGCCCGUUUGGAGAGCAACAGUUCUUGCGAAAAAGAAUCCGUGAUGUAACUGACUUAAUCAAAGGCUGGACAAUUUAGGAGAUUUUUUUUUCCUCCAAAAAAGAACUUUAGUAAGCCACAAUUCUGCUCCAUCCUUCAAGAUUUGAAUUCCUCAUAAGAAGGAAGCUUAGUUUAAUGAUGGAGAGCUUUUCAACCCAGAAUCUGCUAAACACAGCCUUUUCCACCUUUGUUUUUUCUUUAAACUUCAAGUGCUUCGUAAAUUUGGAAACUUCGACAAAUGCCGUAAGGUCAUCACUCCGUUUAUUCCAAAUCUUUGUCCGUCGUUCUGGUGCCGGUUGUAGAAGUUCAGCGGCAAGAGAACGUGCUCUUCUUCAGUUCUCCACUGUUACAUUCAGUUAAAAAAAACCAAAAACUCAGCAAAUGAAUUGAUGUAUCAAGAUCUCUCAAUCAUCUUUUUUUCUCUUUUGGGCCUCUGACUCUCUUCUCUGCACUUAUUUUUAGUAUUUUGGACCAAGCGAGCAGGAAGAGUCUUCAGGGUUGUUUUUGUUCCUUGUCCAUUUCCCUUAUUUGACAUUCUUUGGUCUGUUGACCCAGAUGAGGGAAGAAAUGCACCGGGUUAAAUCUUAAACAGAUACGCUUUUUUUUUUCCAAAUCCAAGAACUUGAAUGCUGUUUGCAAGGCGACAGCCAGCCCUCAUAAAUGCGAACACUGGAGGGAAAGGGAUUUUUCUUCCAGGCCUUUAGUUGCUGUUUCUUAUCUCCAUCCCUUGCGUUCCAUGUGCUCACACGGGGGCCUGCUGAUGAGUGUUAACUGCCAACGUGGCCAACAAUAAUUGUUUGAAACUCUGUUUUCUCUCCCUGUCUUCCCCCCAGCCCAGUUUGGCUAUCUUCUAUUUGUGUUUCAUGUUUUUUAGAAUUGGGACGGCUGACUUGCAAUGUAAUUUAUUUCUGAAAUAA
Python bivittatus (Burmese python) is the source of this 2079-nucleotide messenger RNA. The record is from RefSeq and is a predicted model, not a curated record. Lineage: Eukaryota; Metazoa; Chordata; Lepidosauria; Squamata; Pythonidae.